ACUUAAACAUUCAUUGUUGUAAACACGUGUGUUAUGUGCACAUGUAUGCGGUUAGCUAUUGUGUUUUUUGGUGUAAUAGUUUUUUUUUAAGACGAUCAAUAUUUGUUAAAUAAUAAAUUCGUAUAGAAACAAUAUAUUAAAUAAAUUUGUUAAUUGUUUUAAAUUUGAAGAAAAAUAUUCAGUGGAAAAAAAAACUAGUCUUAUUAUAUUAAAACUAGUAUUUUAAAAGAAUUAGUCAAUAGUAUUGCUAUCAUAAAACUCAAUUAUGUCAACUGAACAAAAAGAAGAAAAAGACAUAAAAAUUUCAGCAGCCAAAGAAGACAAUUCAUCUCCAAAGGAAAACAAUUCACCAGAAUCUGAAUCAGCUCCUGGAUUACUGCUUCCUGAUGGGGAAAUAAAUUGGGACUGUCCUUGUUUAGAUGGAAUGGCAUCAGGACCCUGCGGUUCAGAGUUCAAAAAAUCUUUUUCUUGUAUGUUUACGUCCGUAGAAGGACAAAAUAAUGCGGAUUGCCUGGUAGCGAUUAAAACAUUAUUCUCAUGUAUGUCCAAAUAUCCUGACUACUAUCGCGACAAAGGUUUUUCCGAUGAAAUUUUGGAGAUGGAUGAACAGCCAGAAACAAAUUCAACGAAUGAUGAAAAAGACAGUGAAAAUAAUCUAAAAUAGUAUAUUGUUAAAAAUUAUUUAGUCAAUAUCGUUAUUAUAAUUAAAUAAAAAUUGUAUUUAAAAAAAUUUUAUUACUCGGGAAUUAAAAAAUAUUUCAAAAAUGAUAA
Microplitis demolitor is the source of this 771-nucleotide messenger RNA. RefSeq names its product mitochondrial intermembrane space import and assembly protein 40-B. The transcript is spliced from 2 exons. Gene Ontology annotation, molecular function: protein-disulfide reductase activity. Gene Ontology annotation, biological process: protein import into mitochondrial intermembrane space. The record is from RefSeq and is a predicted model, not a curated record. Bases 266 to 664 code for a protein of 132 amino acids. Lineage: Eukaryota; Metazoa; Arthropoda; Insecta; Hymenoptera; Braconidae. Gene Ontology annotation, cellular component: mitochondrial intermembrane space.